AUGCGUCUGUACCACGCUCUGCUCGUCACGGCUCGUCACUGCUACCGCCCUGCUGGCCAGCAACUCCCUGCCGGCUCGUACGGGACAUCCAGUAAAUCUGCAGCAGUGAGCCAGGACUCGACGGCCAACUCGGACGUUGGUGCCAGCCAGGGCUCCGCCCCGUCGAAGUACCCUGUGCAGCAGGACUCGAACGUUGCUUCUGGCUCGGGGGCUCCUUUCAGUGACGACGACACCCAGCAAGGUGUCGUUGUCCCCGCCACACCCUCGGACUCGGGUUCAUCGCCCAGCGCCACCACUGGCGUCGGUGCCAGCCAGGAGACGAUGAACUCGGGCUCGGGAGUUUCCCCCGCCAAGCAGGGCCUCGCCACGCCUGCCCCGACCCCCGGCCUGGAUGUCGCCGCUAGCCAGGACACGGCUCCGUCCAGCUUCAACGAGGGCAUUCCCCCUAGCACACCGGGUAAGCAGGGUCUCACGACUCCCGCUCCGACCACUCCGUCGACCGACGAAGCCCCACAGAAGACUGAUGUCGCUGCUUCCUCUGACGUUGCCGGUGAGGCUGACCCCUCGGUGGACGUGACGGAAGCGCCUACCGCCACCACUCAGGCCCCCACGGUCGCCUCGAGCUCGAGCUCUGCUAUCGCUGCCGGCAACUCCACCACGCCUGCUCCUGCCUCCCCUCUGAAGGACAACUCGAAGCUGUGCGCUAAGCCGCGCGUUGUCGUCACGGGGGUCGACGUGGGCGCCACUGUCGAGAACGACGAGGACGAGGCCGCCCUUAAGGUCAUUGCCAUCGCUGCUCUUCCAUCAGGCGGCUCUCGCAUUGCCUUCCAGAGCGGUGACAACGUUAUCGUGCGCGAGCUGGACGCCAACGACAAGCUGGUGAGCAGCAGCCUCGCCGUCAAGGUGCCGCUGCACGACUUCGGUGACAUCUACGCCGACAAGGACGGCUUCGUCAUCGUCGGCACGAGGGACGCUGAGGGUGGAGGCACCCUGAACUGCGGUAACCGAGCAACCUGUGUGGCACGGCUCCCGACCCGGCUGUGCCUUGCUACGGCAUGUACAUGCGCUUCGCUGCCCCCUUACUCGACGUCGGCCACCGACCCGGAUGUCUACAUGAUCUGGUGGUACGCUCACCACGGCCGCAUCGCGUUCGACGGCACGAACUGGGCCGCGUACUUCGGCGCUGCGCAAAUCACACUUCGUCGCAAUUUGAGAGCAAAUUUGCGUUCACCUACACCUAGAUUUGCGUUGGGAUUGUGA
Messenger RNA from Phytophthora sojae, 1260 nucleotides. RefSeq lists its product as hypothetical. Bases 1 to 1260 code for a protein of 419 amino acids. NCBI's taxonomy places the organism in Eukaryota, Oomycota, Peronosporomycetes, Peronosporales, Peronosporaceae. The record is from RefSeq and is a predicted model, not a curated record. The transcript is spliced from 3 exons.